AUGCAGGUCGUCGACGACCUCCCCGUGUUGUUGGCGCAGGCGGCCGCGCUGAAUCAGCACUUCCAGGGACUCGUCGCGGCGCGGGUCGGACGCGGCGAGCACCGCGUCGGCGCCAUCAAGAGUCGUGCGCGCGCGAUCGAGAAGCUCUACCGGAGCUACGGGGGAGACGCGUCUCGCCUCGUGGACCUCGUGCGCACCAUCUGCAAAUUCGACACGCUGGACGACAUGAUCUCCUUCGUCGAGUCUCUCCGUGACUCGCCGCUCGUCGUCGUCGGCAGCAAAAAUUCGUUGACGACGGCGUUCGAUUCCAAGGAAUCCGCGGGCUACAGGAACAUCAAUCUGUCGGUCAUCGUCGUCGACGCCUUCACGUUCAGCCACGGCCUCGAAGCGCACGUCUCCGAACUCCAGCUCGGUCUCCAGUCGAUCGAGGCGCUUCGCGACGAGGCGGGCCACGCGCACUACAUCGAGUGGCGCGACAUCAAGGCGGAGUGA
Aureococcus anophagefferens is the source of this 492-nucleotide messenger RNA. RefSeq lists its product as hypothetical. The record is from RefSeq and is a predicted model, not a curated record. The transcript has a single exon. Bases 1 to 492 code for a protein of 163 amino acids. Lineage: Eukaryota; Pelagophyceae; Pelagomonadales; Pelagomonadaceae.